This is a messenger RNA of Apiotrichum porosum, 1698 nucleotides long. RefSeq lists its product as uncharacterized. Gene Ontology annotation, biological process: protein import into peroxisome matrix. NCBI's taxonomy places the organism in Eukaryota, Fungi, Basidiomycota, Tremellomycetes, Trichosporonales, Trichosporonaceae. Gene Ontology annotation, cellular component: peroxisomal membrane; cytosol. Gene Ontology annotation, molecular function: ATP binding; ATP hydrolysis activity. The transcript has 6 exons. The coding region runs from base 1 to 1698 and encodes 565 amino acids. The record is from RefSeq and is a predicted model, not a curated record.
AUGAAGAUCACAGCCAUCGCGCUCGCCGGGCUGGCGUGUACCCUCGGCGUAUCGGCCUCUGGCGCCGCCAGCGGCCCGCCAGUGCGCGAAACGCAGGUGCCGUGGGACACGAGUGCGAUGCAGCGGGCCAAGGCGAGCAAGUUGCACACCAGGCCACCGCACCGCGCCGAGGGGUGGUUUGACAACCUCAAGGGUGGCGGGCACAAGGGCCGCAAGGGCCAUGAAGGCCGGCAGGUGGGCGACAUGUUCAGCGAGCACUUCUCGUCCCCGACGACGUUCACCUCGCUCUACUACCAAAAGGCCAUCACGGACAUGUACGAGGGCCAGCAGGUCACGACGGUGCGGGAGCUUGCGCCGCGCUCGUUUGACGUCCUCGGCUGGGUGGCGGCGCACCUCGACAGCGGCGAGGUGCACUUUGCCGCCGACCCCGACGUCGAGGUCAUUGAGACGGCGCUGUAUCUGCCCCCGGAACGCAGGCUCGAGGGCCACGGCCGGAUCGCCAAGCAGGUGUGGUUGUCGGGAUACAACGCCGAGGUCGCGGGCGAGUCGUUCAAGCUCAUCGAGACGACUUACCCCGAGGGUUACGGUGUCGUGACGCAGUGGUACAUUGUCGGCGACGAGGCCAAGGCCCUGACGUUUGCGCGCGAAGUGUUCAUCUGGUCGACGCAGAUCCAGGACUCGAUCCUCGUGUACGACAAUGGCUGGUGGUCGCCCGACCCGGCGCUCUGGCGCAGCGUGCAAAAGGCGUCGUGGGACGACGUGAUUCUCGAAGACACGUUCAAGCGCCGCCUGCAGAACGAGUACAGGCUCUUCUUCAAGUCCGAGGACCAGUACCGGAAAUUCGGGAUCCCGUGGAAGCGCGGACUCAUGUUCCUUGGUCCUCCCGGCAAUGGCAAGACGAUUAGCCUCAAGGCGCUCAUGAAGGACGUCGGUGUACCGGCGCUGUACGUAAAGACCCUUGCGUCAUACGGACUUCCAGGAGGACCCAUCCGCCAGGUCUUUGAGCGUGCGCGCGCCGAGGCCCCCUGCGUGCUCAUCUUUGAAGACCUCGACUCGAUGAUCACGCCCAGCAACCGCGCCUUCUUCCUGAACGAGCUCGACGGCCUCGAGGACAACGACGGCCUCCUCAUGGUCGGCACGACCAACCACUUUGACCGGCUCGACCCGUCCCUGUCCAACCGCCCGUCCCGCUUCGACCGGAAAUACAAGUUUGACAACCCAACCCGUGACGAGCGCAGAAUGUACGCCGUGUACUGGCGCAACAAGCUCGCAGACAACAAACACAUCAGCUUUCCCGAGCCGCUCCUGGACAAGGUCGCCGACGAGACGGACAAGUUUUCAUUCGCGUACCUCAAAGAAGCGUUUGUCGCGGCGCUCAUCAACCUCGUCAACGACGACGCCGAUUUCGAGACGGCGCUCAUGGAGCAAAUCAAGUUUCUGCGCGACGAGCUGGAGAGUGGCGAACCCGACGUCGCGGGCGCGGGCGCCGGCGCCGGCCCGUCGCCGUGGGCCAUGGAGACGGGCUAUGAUGGAGGAUAUGUCGACGGAUAUGUCGACGUCGUGGAGACGUACAGUUACCCGGUGAUCAUACCGGGCGUGGACAGCACCGACGGCCCGCAGAAUGAGUAUAGCGCCGGGCACGGCCUGGUCGUCGACAGGAGCAACCCGGACUCGGACGUGCCGUGGAUAGAGGAGUGA